Messenger RNA from Maudiozyma barnettii, 2121 nucleotides. RefSeq lists its product as uncharacterized. NCBI's taxonomy places the organism in Eukaryota, Fungi, Ascomycota, Saccharomycetes, Saccharomycetales, Saccharomycetaceae. The transcript has a single exon. The record is from RefSeq and is a predicted model, not a curated record. Bases 1 to 2121 code for a protein of 706 amino acids.
AUGGUUAAUACCAAAUCUGCUUUAUUCACAGCAGCCUGUGUGCUGUCUAUGUUUACCAGUUUUACUCUGGCCCAAACUUUCACCGGUAACCAAGUCUUACAUGGUUUAACUUAUUUCAUUCUACCAGUUAGUGUCACUUCUGGUUCUAAUUUAAUUAUUCAAUCUGGUCUAUUCCACAAGUUCUGGGUUAGUGUCACUAACAGAGGUGGCCUUUACAUCUGUGAAACUAAAUCUUCUAACAUUGGUAUGACUGUCAUGACUUUAGGUAACACCUUCAACUAUGGUACUUAUGUCAUCGAUGACUCCUUAGCUGCUACUGGUCUAAUUUACGAAUCUUUCGGUGUUGAAUUCUUCAACUCUGGUGACUUCUUCCUAGUCGGUAAGAAACCUUUCAUCAUUGGUUCUCACUACAGAAUCUGGGCUGCCAGUUUCCACAACUCUGGUUUGAUGGCUUUCUAUCAAACUGGUACUUCUGACCACUGGUCCUCUGUUGAAUUGGGUCCAGACACUCUAUUGGAUCUAUUACACAUUACAAACACCGGUACUAUCUGUCUAAAGAGUGUCAACCUACACGCUAGAGUUGCUUUCGAAGGUGAAACCGGUUGUGUGGAUGUUGGUGCUUAUGCUACAUUGACCAUCAACCACUUGAUCUCCAGAUCUUUGAAGUCUCAAACCAUUUACAUGUCUGAUGAAACUUCUGUUGUUUACAUUAAGUCUCUAUUAGGUUUAACAAGUUUGACCAUUAGAGGUUUCGGUGGUACCAACAGAAUUUACUUUAGACUAACCAUGACUUACUGGACUUACAACAAUGUCUCUGGUAUUCUAACUGUUAUUGAUGGUCUAAACUUAUUCAAGAUCGACAUUGGUCCAAACUAUAAAUUCGACCAAUUCCACAGAGUCACCAGUCACUUGAAAUUAGGUUCCGGUAUUACUUACAUCCCUGACUCUCCAGAUUCUUCUAGACCAGAAAACUGUCGUGAAUGUAUUCCAAACCCAACUUGUGACGAUGCUUUGAACGGUAAGUCUUCUGUUACCACUGCUUCCAACUCUUUCACUAACACAGAAGUUCCAGCUCCAUACACUACUACUUACACUGACGCUACUACUACCGAAACUCAUUUAGUUUCUUUCUACUGGACUACUGACAUCAAUGGUUCCUCUUUCAUUGUCGAGACUAUUUACACUUUAACUGGUGAAGGUGCUUCCUCAUCUAUCGAUGGUGCAUCUACCUCUUCUCAAGUUUCUUCUACUGAAUCUUCUUCUGUUGUUGCUUCCUCUGAUGCUUCCUCUUCUGUUGUUGCUUCCUCUGCCGUUUCAUCUUCUGUUGUUGCUUCAUCUGAUGCUUCCUCUGCUGUUGAUGCUUCCUCUCAAGUUUCUUCCUCUUCUUCUGGUUCUCUAUCUUACUACACCACCACCAAGACUGAUGCAACUACCACUGAAACUCUAGUCAUCUCUGACUACACCACUACUGAUAACAACGGUAACACCAUCACGAUGGAAUCUACCUACACUAUCACUGCUUCUCAAACUCCAUUGACUACAUACACCACUACUGUUGUUAUUGACGGUACAACUUCUGUCUAUGUUGUCUGUGACUACACUACCACUGACGCUAACGGUAACACUGUCACUCUAGUUUCAUCUUACCCAUGUAUUGCUGAAGGUACUGCUACCACUUACACUAGAACUAUCACUGCUGAAAUCUGUACUUCCACUGUUGUUGUCUGUACUUGUACUUCUACUAAGUCUAACGGUGAAACUGUCUCUACUUUGACCACCUACCCAGCUACUUACACUCCAACUGACAUGUCUGGUAACUCUUACACAACUACUGUCGUUGUUGGCGGUACUGUCACUGAAGUUGUCGAAUGUGAUUACUUAACCACUGAUGCUAGCGGUAACACUUACACUGCUCACUCUACUGUCGCAGAUACAUCUUUGACUACUACCAUUACCAACACCUCUGUUGCUACUAAGACUGCUCCAGCUGUUGUUGUUGCUCCAAAUUCUGCUAAUAAUGCCGAUGCUUCCCAUACCAUUGCUUCCUUCGAAGGUUCCGGUGCUAUUAUCAAGGGUUCUUUGAUCUCCUUGAUCUCAACUUUCCUAUUCUUGAUGAUCUAA